AAAAAGUCGGUUCCAACUUGUGGAAAAACCAAGUUCAAAUCACUGCCUCUCAUUCCCACUCAACUUCUCUAACUUAGCAUAGCUAUCAAAACACAAACAAGUUUUCACGGCUAAAGAGGUUGUUGAAGACAUUCAUAGUGUUAUUUAUGGUGUCCCUCAACCCAAACCCUCCUCAAACUUUUCACUUCUUCGACACCUUCAACAUGGAGGUUCCCAAUAAGAAGAUCCGAAAGCCUUAUACCAUUACCAAGUCCAGAGAGAACUGGACCGACCAAGAGCAUGACAAGUUUCUAGAAGCUCUUCACUUAUUCGACCGUGACUGGAAGAAGAUAGAAGCAUUUGUAGGUUCAAAAACAGUAAUCCAGAUAAGGAGUCAUGCACAGAAGUAUUUCAUGAAAGUUCAGAAGAAUGGCACAAGUGAACAUGUACCUCCCCCUCGUCCGAAGAGAAAAGCUGCUCAUCCAUACCCACAAAAAGCUUCUAAAAAUGCUCUUACUAUACCCCAAGUUAAGAGGCCAUUGCAGUCUUCAUCUUCUCUAUCUGAAUCAUCAUACAUUUAUAGGCCAGACUCAUCAUCUGUGCUUAGAACUCCAGUUAGCAGUGUGCCAUUGCCAUCUUGGAAUUAUAACGUUACACCACCAGUCAGUCUUCCUCAAGUGACUAAAGAUGAUAGGAUGUUGAGUCAACAAGCCAUUCCUUUCAAUCACUGCUAUAGCAGUAGUAAUGAGAGCACUCCUAGGGGUUGGCCAAGUAGCAAACACACAGAUCAGGCUGACCAAGGAAAGCCAAUUAAAGUAAUGCCGGAUUUUGCACAAGUCUAUAGCUUUAUUGGCAGUGUAUUUGAUCCAAAAGCAACUAAUCAUCUACAGACGCUGAAGCAGAUGGAUCCAAUAAAUGUGGAAACUGUAUUGUUAUUGAUGAGAAACCUCUCCACCAAUUUAAGGAGUCCUGAAUUUGAGAAUGAUAAAAGGUUGCUGUCAUCAUACAAUGCUAACUUGGAGAAAGGAAAAUCCGGUAGUCAUCUCAGAAACUCCCUUACUGGCAGAUCAGAGAGUGCUGUCUUAACUGCUUAAGGUCUCAUGAAACAGAUUUUAAAUAUUUUUCAAAAACACAAUAAAGUUUCCUUCAGGUACCACUAGCACCAAAUGGUGAAAUAUUAGGCACAAGAGGGGUAAGGAUUACAGGUUUUACUAACAGUUUGUAGGGUGUUUCAUGUGUGCAAGUGUGUGUGUGUGAUGUACUUUCCUUUAGGCUUUUGAGUGUAUCUUAUGAAGAUGGUUAUCCUAGGAAUGCAGGAUAAUGAGAGUCCUGCUAAGGUGACCUUUGUAGGUUGCAAUGUACAGAAUAGUCUUAGGAGGUGCUCCUUGUGUUGUAUAUAAACCAAUAAAAUAUAUCAUCCUAUAUUAAGUUACAUUGAUUAAAAG
This is a messenger RNA of Cajanus cajan (pigeon pea), 1424 nucleotides long. RefSeq names its product protein REVEILLE 3. The record is from RefSeq and is a predicted model, not a curated record. Gene Ontology annotation, molecular function: DNA binding. NCBI's taxonomy places the organism in Eukaryota, Viridiplantae, Streptophyta, Magnoliopsida, Fabales, Fabaceae.